Ceratitis capitata (Mediterranean fruit fly) is the source of this 1299-nucleotide messenger RNA. RefSeq lists its product as uncharacterized. The transcript is spliced from 3 exons. The record is from RefSeq and is a predicted model, not a curated record. Gene Ontology annotation, molecular function: protein binding; serine-type endopeptidase inhibitor activity. Bases 419 to 991 code for a protein of 190 amino acids. Lineage: Eukaryota; Metazoa; Arthropoda; Insecta; Diptera; Tephritidae.
UUAAAUUUUAUUUAUCGCCAUCAUAAAAAUCGUAAUAAACACUUCUCAGCUCAGCUGGCUCAAGUUUUAGUCAAGAGUUUUUUUACGGGGAAUAACAUAAGCAGAACUGAGCUUUUAGAUUACUGCUAGUUUCUCAUUAAUUUUCAGUUUCUCAGAUGAGAUAUAGAUGAUGAGAUGAUAGAGAACACCGCAAAUAUUUGCAUUUACGUAUUAUCUCUUUACCCGUUUUUUUCCUACAAAUGACCGUUAAGUAUCGUUAAAACAUCUUACCAAUUUGCUCUUCACAGCGGAUGUUACUUAUAGCUGUUGGCGUAGUGAGCAGUGAAGCAGUUUAGCAACGCUGUUGGCAGUGUAAACAGUUUACUAAAAUACUGCAAAAAUUGUUAAUAAUUGAAAUAAUUUAAAUAAAAACACAAAGAUGCUAAUAAAAAGAUUAUGUUGUUGUGCAGCGCUUACAAUAUUCACCAAUUGUGUUUUUGGCGCGCCAGCAGCUAAUAAGACACAACGACUCAAACGUCAAAUCUUCUCCAACGAUUUUAAUUUCAAUAAUAACAACAACAAUCCUUUCUUCAGGCCAACGGCGAAUAGUUUUGAACCUAAUCCCUUUGCGCGUCCACAAUGGGGUCGUCCCGGUCCUGGGCAGCCGCUAAUAUUCAGCAAUGGUGGUAAUAGACAAAGCCCUACCAUUACAUCAACAACAACAACAACAACACCGCCAACAUCUAACGGCGAUGCGAAUGUUGUUUUCAUAAACAAUCAACCAAUUGUUGCUACCAUACCACCUUUUACAGCGCCUACUACGGCUACACCGCAGUUUUUGGAUUGCUUUGGCAAUUGUCCCACCACCUCUGAAUAUAAUCCAAUCUGUGCGAGUAAUCAACAACAAUAUCAGAAUCCGCAAAAAUUCGAUUGUGCGCGCCGCUGUGGGGCAGAUAUCCAAAUUGUGCGUCGUGGCGCCUGUGAAGGUCUAUUCCCAAUGUCACGUGGAUGAAAUGAUACAAAUUCCAGUCUCUGACGGAGCAAAUGCACUGAGUUACCAAAACAAAUUCGCUCUUACAUAUUCGUUUAUAUAUUAACUAGAUAAGUACAUAUAGAAUAUAUACAUAUGUACAAGUAUAUACAUAUGUUCCCUUUGGACGAGUUUAUCAGUUGAAAUUUAGAAAUUUUAGUUCUCUUCUUCUUCUUUUUUUUCAUUCUCUUUCGUUAGCCAGUAGUCAAUAUAUAUGUGAUACCAGUUUUCUUCUACAUUUAUACACAUACACAUAUGAAGUAUUGAUUUUUUAAUUAAUGAAUUAAUUU